AUGUCCUCAGAAAUAUAUACAAAGGCAAACUUACACCCUCAGAUUACUUCCUUGGAUCAUUUAUUAAUUAUUGAUUACAAUUUUGAUGCUAAUAAUGGAACUAAGUUGGCGCUUUUUGAUCUAGAUUCUACUCUUUUAAAAUAUUAUGAUAGUAAUAUUGAGAAAUUUGAAUACAUGUAUCCUUGUAUUCCUAAUAUGCUUAUAACACUUCAUUCUACUGGCUAUAAACUCUUUAUUGUGUCAAAUCAAUCACUAGCUAAUCAAUCAAAUGAAAUUGAAAAAAUCAAAAAAAAAAUUCAUAAAUUUGUAUGCGAUAUCAAACUUCCCUGGUUAAUUUUUAUUGUUCUUGGUCGUAAUAAAUACAGAAAGCCAUGUACAGGAAUAUAUGACUAUAUACUUAAGUUAAUUAGAGUUACACCACAAAAUGUAUUCUAUGUAGGAGAUGCUGCUGGUCCUAGACCGAAUUGUUAUUCGGCGUAUCACGAUAUUAAAUUUGCGUACAAUUGUAAGAUUAAAUUUUACACACCUGAACAAUAUUUUCUUAACAAAAAAGAAAAAUGUUAUUUUAAACAUUUUAACGUUACAGAUUAUUUACCCGAGAAACUUAAUAUUACUUUUGUACCUAAAAAGUCAAAAUACAUUUUUUUAUACGGUACAAAAAAAUAUAGUGGUGUGACUACUUUUAUUAAAAAGUACUAUUCAGAUUAUACUGUUACUUGUACACAGGAUUUUCAUGAUAAAAGUAUUUUUGUUAACUGCAAUGAUCUUACUUUUAUAAAUAAAAUACAAAAAGAGGCUAGUUUUUAUGUUUUAGAUUAUUCUAAAAAUAUUUUAACAUGGACUAAAGGGUUUUUUUAUGUCAGUGGAAUGUACUAUGAUAAGUCUUUUAAACCUGUAAAAAAGUAUGUACUUGAACAAUUGAAAGAUAUGCUUAUUAAUGUACCAUUUAUUUAUGACGAGGAGAAUUUUACAGAAGAACAAAGAAAAAUAGCAAGAUUACAACUUUGUUAA
This is a messenger RNA of Vairimorpha ceranae, 1011 nucleotides long. Its product is annotated as bifunctional polynucleotide phosphatase kinase. Bases 1 to 1011 code for a protein of 336 amino acids. Gene Ontology annotation, molecular function: ATP-dependent polydeoxyribonucleotide 5'-hydroxyl-kinase activity; polynucleotide 3'-phosphatase activity; double-stranded DNA binding. Lineage: Eukaryota; Fungi; Microsporidia; Nosematidae. The record is from RefSeq and is a predicted model, not a curated record. Gene Ontology annotation, biological process: DNA repair. The transcript has a single exon.